Molecule: messenger RNA, 540 nt
Organism: Lathyrus oleraceus (garden pea)
Lineage: Eukaryota; Viridiplantae; Streptophyta; Magnoliopsida; Fabales; Fabaceae
Exons: 2
Coding region: 1-540 (179 amino acids)
Molecular function (GO): zinc ion binding; nucleic acid binding
Source: RefSeq, a predicted model, not a curated record
AUGCCAAGUGGGGGAGACACUCUCUCUUAUGUCAAGUGUUUCAAAUGUGGAAAGUUUGGACACCGUGAUAAUGAAUGCAAGAAUAAUAUUCUGAGGUGUUUCAAGUGUGGGAAGACAGGUCACUGUGUUGAAAAUUGCAAGAGUGUUGGGCCGACUUGUUAUAACUGCGGCGAACAGGGUCACAUCAGUAUAAAUUAUCAAAACCCAAAGAAGACAUAUUCUAGGGGAAAUGUCUUUGCCUUGUCAGGGUCAGAGACUACCAGUUCAAACAAUUUGAUUCGAGGUACAUGUUUUAUUAAUAAUAUUCCAUUGGUUGCUAUUAUUGCCACGAGUGCAACACAUUCUUUUAUUUCGCUUGAUUGUGCUGAGAGGUUGGGUUUGAAAUUGUCUUCUAUGAUUCGGAGUAUGAUUGUUGAUACCCCAUCUCUAGGUCUGAAUAUGAAAGCUAAUGACAAAGAAGAAGAGAGAAAAUGUAUGCUAGGGUUUUACUAUGAGAGAAACGACGAUACUGUCAAGAAACGAGAGCUAAUUCGCUUAUAG